AUGACACUAUCUUCUGACCCAGACCAAGUCCAAGAUUUUUGCAUCCCAAGCACCGACCCAAUCCUAGGCCCCUGCAAGAACCCCCGAUUAGUCACCCCGGACGACUUCAUAUUCUCCGGCCUAAAAAACCCGCCCGACAAAAAUUUCACCGACACGGGCCUCUCGGCCUUUCCGGUCACGGCAGCCACUUUCCCGGGCCUCAACACGCUCGGCAUGUCCUUCGUGCGGGCCGAGCUCGAGCCCGGGGGCAUGAACCCCCCACAUUUCCAUCCCCGGGCCACCGAGACCGUGUAUGUUCUCCAAGGAAGGGUGUACUCUGGCUUCGUGGACUCGACCAACCGGGUUUUCGCGAAGGUCGUCGAGAAGGGCGAGGUCAUGGUUUUCCCGAGAGGGCUUGUGCAUUUCCAGAUGAACGUCGGGAAAGGGCGGGCCGUGGUUUUCGGGUGUUUUAACGGGCAGAACCCGGGGGUGAUGAAGAUUCCGAACGUGCUGUUUGGUUCGGGGAUUGACGACGGGCUUCUGGAGAGGGCUUUCGGGCUGAGCAUUGAUCAGAUUUCAAGGAUUAGGAGGAGAUUCUUGCCCUGA
Molecule: messenger RNA, 585 nt
Organism: Striga hermonthica
Lineage: Eukaryota; Viridiplantae; Streptophyta; Magnoliopsida; Lamiales; Orobanchaceae
Source: the annotation of a GenBank genome assembly